Messenger RNA from Rubroshorea leprosula, 3934 nucleotides. Lineage: Eukaryota; Viridiplantae; Streptophyta; Magnoliopsida; Malvales; Dipterocarpaceae. The record is from the annotation of a GenBank genome assembly.
AGAACUUGCUGCUCAAUACCUCUUUUUCACUUUCGCUGUGUUCACCAUUUCAUUUGAUUUGCUUUCAUCCCAACUUGUUACCUUCAUUUGUCUCUGGUCGGUCCUUUUUAUCAUCUUCUGCUGCUUUCUGCCCCCUCAACUCACCUCCCUUUUCACAAAUCAUCUCAUCUUUUCACUAUUUUCAUCCUUUAUUUCAUUAAUUAUCCCCAUUUCAUUUUAUUUGUUUUCAUCCUGACUUGUUUCCUUCAUCGUCUUUGCUCAACUCUUCUUUUUGAUCAUGACUCUGCACCUCACCUCACCUCACCUCACAUCCCCAUACAGAAAUUUGCUCUUCCUCCUACAAUUCUCAUUUUUCACCUUCGUUUAAUUUGGUUCUUCUGCUUCUUGUCUCUCUAAUUCUGACCAGUUUUCGUCCCGCUAUACAAAUCAGCUCACCCUCCUAUCAUUAUCAGCCUUUGUUCUUCUGUUUCCUGUCUCUCAACACACCAAAAAAAAGAAAAAAAAAAAGAAAGAAAAAAAAAACAGAAUUAGAAGAUGGCCGCUGACAUUGGCGUUGCUGCGGGUGGCAAAUGUGCUGAGCACCUAGUUGAAUCGACUAUCAAUCUGAUCUCAAAACCAAUAACUCUUGUUUACAAAUGGAGCGAUAAUGUCAGAAAUCUGAAGGAUAAACUGGACCAGCUGAUGGAUAGAAGAGAGAGUGUGCAACACGAUGUUAAUGAAGCUGAAGGAAAGGCUGAAGAAAUUGAACAGGAGGUCAAGAAUUGGAUGAGUAAAGCAGAUAACUACAUUACUGUAGAGGCAAAGAAAUCACUGGAUAAAUUAGAAGACAAAGCCAAGAAGAGGUGUUUCCUAGGGUUGUGUCUUAAUCCCAAGUCGCUUUACAGACUAAGCAAAAAAGCAGAGGAGGAUGCCCUGGCUGUUGGUCAACUUCUGGAGGAGGCCAAGUUCAAUAGAAUUUCCUUCUUUCGUGGGGAAAAGGAGAAAACAGCCCUAGUUGAUGAAUUUUUCAAGGACUUUGACUCAAGAAAGCAUGUUUUGAAGAAGAUCAUGGAGGCUCUACUAACUCCAAGCAUCAACAAGAUAGGGGUGUACGGGAUGCCAGGCGUGGGGAAGACAUUGCUGGCUGGAGAAGUUAAAAGAAAAGCAGAGCAAGAGAAGUUGUUUGAUGCAGUUGUUAUUGCUAAAGUGACAAAGAAUCCAGACUUGAAAAGUAUUCAACAAGAAAUUCAACGUGGCUUGGGUUUACGGCUUCCUGAUGGGAUUCCAGUGUGGGAAGCUGCUGCUCGAAUAAAGGCAACACUGAAAGAAAGGCAGAAGGUCCUAGUAAUUUUGGAUGAUAUUUGGGGACCAAUAGCUUUGGAGGAUGUGGGAAUCCCCUUAGCUGCAAAUGAGCAAAGGCAACCUGUAGGUGAAAAGAGUGAUGAAAGCUCAGCUGAACAACAAAUUUUUGCAUGUAAGGUUUUGUUGACCUCCAGAGAUCGCUCUGUUUUAUCAGGUGAUAUGAGUACUGAAGAAGAAUUUCUAGUUGGUCGAUUAGAAGAUAAUGAAUCAUGGGAGCUAUUUAAGAAGGUAGUUGGCAAGGAUGUUGAAAGGCAUGAGUUGCAGCAGAUUGGAAGGAAGAUUGCAAAAGAAAGUGGAGGAUUGCCGAUUGCUGUUGCAACAAUUGGAAAUGCUUUGAAAAAUAAGAGUGUGCAUGAUUGGAAGGAUGCUCUGCUAGAAUUGAAAAGACCUUCUCCGGAUGGGAAAUCUGCGAAAUUGUUUUCAGCUAUAGAGUUCAGUUUCAAGCAUUUAGAAAGAGAAGAACUCAAGCAAACAUUCUUGAUGUGUAGUUUGCUAAGCCACAAUGCUUCAGUUGAAGAGUUGGUGAAAUAUGGUGUGGGUUUGGGUUUAUUUCUAAAUGUCCGCACCAUAGAAGAAACACGAAACAGAGUGUUGUCGUUGGUUGAUCAUCUCAAAGCGUCUUCUCUGUUGGUAGAAGGUCGUAGCAAAAUGUAUUUUGACAUGCAUGACCUCAUUCGGGAUGUUGCUAAGUCAAUGGCUUCUAGGAACUAUGGUGUGUUUACUUCAAGAGAUGAGGACGUGCAGGGAGGGUGGCCAGACAAAGAGGUAAUGACAGAUUUGAAAUGGAUUUUUUCAUCAAAUCGAGAUGCUUGCGGUGGUCUGCUUCCAGAUAAGCUCCAAUGCCCCAAGCUUACUUUCUUUCAUUUGUCCAACUACUCUCCAGCAAUUCCUACAAAUUUUUUUUCGGGGAUUGAAAAACUCAGAGUCUUGAGUUUGACAAAAAUGAAUUUAUCCCCCAUGCCUGUUUCUAUUACCCUCCUAGCAGACCUUCGCACAUUGCGUUUGGAUCAAAGUGUGCUAGGAGAUGAAGACGUAGGUGCUAUCAUAGGAAAGCUGAAGAAUUUGCAAGUCCUCAGCCUUGCAGGAUGUAAAAUUGAAGAGCUGCCAAAAGAAGUAGGGAGUUUGACCGAGCUAAAGUUGUUAGAUUUGAGUGACUGCACAAAAUUGAAAGUAAUUCCACAACAAGUCUUAGCACGUUUGUCCGAACUACAAGAGCUAAAAAUGGGAAACAGCUUUUACCAGUGGGAUGUCAUGGGGCAUGGGAAGCAAAGAAAUGCUAGCCUUGCUGAGUUGACACAGUUACCUAGACUAACAGCUUUGGAGUUACGUGUCCUUGAUGUUCAAAAGAUCCCUGGAAAAUUAGAAAGAUACAAGAUAUUCAUCGGGGAUGUGUGGAACAACCGGGAUAGCUCGUUUGAUAGCUCAAAAGUAUUGAAGCUACAGAUGAAGACACACAUAAGAUUCGACUAUUCAAUUAAACGGUUGUUGAAGAUGACUGAAGAGCUACAUCUAGAACAGUUGAAUGGUGUAAAGAAUGUGGUUGAUGAGUUAGAUAUUGAAGAUUUUCCAGAUCUGAAGUAUCUCUAUAUUUGUAACGCUCCAGAGCUUCAUCAAAUUGUUAACCUAAGGGGAUGGGGUCCUUUCAGUGCAUUUCCCAACUUGGAAGUAUUGUUUCUUCGUAAUUUAAUUAAAUUGGAGAAGUUAUUUCAAGCCAGGUUCAAAGAUACGGCUUUUAGCAAAUUAAGAACAAUAACAAUUGAGUGUUGUCAUCAGCUAAAGAAUUUGUUCUCCUUUUCCAUAGCUAGCCAGUUUCUCCAACUACAAGAAAUUAGAGUGUCAGACUGCAGCAACAUGGAAGAGAUUAUUGAUCUCGUCAAGGAGCAAAGGAGCAGAGAAGAUAUUGUUGAAGCAAGUCAAGAAGUAAAGCCAAAGUUUGGUCAGUUGUUGCGGUCCUUGAGAUUACAACGUCUGCCAAAGCUGAUUAGCUUCAACAAGUUAUUCCCUCCAAAAGGAGAGCAGGUUGGUGACCAAGAGAAACAAGUUGAGACUGAGGUUGGAUUUGCUGGGUUAGAGGACUUGAAACUGUCAGACUUUCCUGAAUUGAUUGAAAUAUGGCAUGAUAGGGAGAAGCGCCAAGCAAUUUUGGAUUUCAGAUUGCUUAAAUAUCUACAGCUCGAUAAUUGUGCCCAGCUCUCAUACUUGUUAACCCCUUCCAUGGUAUUUUGCCUUGUGCAACUCGAAUUUAUAAGCAUAAAGAACUGUGCUAUGAUGGAGCAAGUGAUAAUGGGAGAUGGAGAAGAAAAUUCCAAGUUUGGAAAGAAUUGUUAUAGAAGAAUGCCAAAAUAUGGUUACGUUCGCUGCUUCUACAUCGUCUGGAGAGCAUGAAAAAGAGACAACUCAUCAAUACUUUUUUAGCAGCAAGGUUAGUUUUCUUAUUCUUUUACGCUUUAUUGUUAGUUGUACAAUAUUUCACUGAUUGUUUCUUACAUUUCCAUGAGUUUAUGUCAUUUUCAUAAGUUUAUGGAUAUAAAUGCAUUUGAUGCCUAUCUUAUGUACAUCGAUAAGAAAGGCUAUAUAAAGAAUGCAUUUGCAU